This is a messenger RNA of Penicillium alfredii, 285 nucleotides long. RefSeq lists its product as uncharacterized. The transcript has a single exon. The coding region runs from base 1 to 285 and encodes 94 amino acids. Lineage: Eukaryota; Fungi; Ascomycota; Eurotiomycetes; Eurotiales; Aspergillaceae. The record is from RefSeq and is a predicted model, not a curated record.
AUGGCCUCCCCCACUCCGUUGAAUCUACACGCGGUCUACACCGCUCCACAGGCCAGUCGCACAUUCGAGCAUGCAAUCCCGGUCGACUCUGCAACCGAUGCUGUGGCCGCCAAGCAAGCCCACCUCACCGCAUUGCAAUCGUUCGUUCCUAAGCUGCAGGAAGAGAUCAAUGUCUUUCUGACCGAGCGUAUGGAAGAGGACAAGAAGGCCCAGGGGCAGAUCUCGGAGAAGGAGGCCAAGGAAGAAGAGAACUACGGCGAGGAGGUCGUCGAGGACGAUGCAUGA